CCUCAGCUGGUCGUCGGAGCGGACUGAUUCACCGCAUCGCUUCGGUUGGCAUUUUUUUUUACUGAAUAGCCUUGAUAGCACACUUGUCAGUCGUGCUCACGGACAUAUUUCGAUACGGCUAGAAUUUAUCUUUAACGGCUACCCUUUCGUCUUAACCCUUUCAUGCAUAGAGCAACCUAAACCGGCGACGUGUGAGAGAGACGUGAAGGCAGUUCCAGGAAUCGUCUUUAGGAAUCGGAAGAGAAUCUAUUUGUCUCCGACGGAUGGACUUGAAUGAGAGGCAGACACAGAGACGGACUCUGACAGCGUAAACCGUGGACAUUUUCGUACAGCUCCCCGGCGAAACGGUGGGGUAUCGAAGGCAAGACGAACAGUCUUGAAAAUAAACAUAUCAUCCUGCUUAUUGAGCAGCAACAAUGCCGGGGUUUGAUUACAAGUUUCUGGAGAAACCCAAGAGACGGUUUCAAUGUCCACUGUGCAGCAAGGCGAUGCGAGAACCCGUUCAGGUUUCAACGUGUGGACACCGAUUUUGUGACACCUGUCUACAAGAAUUUUUAAGUGAGGGCGUCUUCAAGUGCCCGGAGGACCAACUGCCCCUUGACUAUGCCAAGAUCUACCCUGACCCCGAGCUGGAACAGCAGAUCCUGGCUCUAGCCAUCCGCUGCAUCCACAGUGAGGAGGGCUGCCGCUGGAGUGGACCCAUGAAACAGCUGCAGGGUCACUUCUCCACUUGCGCCUUUAACGUGAUCCCCUGCCCCAACCGCUGCGCCAUCAAGCUGACGCGCCGCGACCUGCCUGAGCACCUGCAGCACGACUGCCCCAAGCGCAAGGUCAAGUGCGAGUUCUGCGGCAGCGAGUUCACUGGCGAGGCCUACGAGAACCACCAGGGCAUCUGCCCCCAGGAGAGCGUGUACUGCGAGAACAAGUGUGGCGCCCGUAUGAUGCGCCGGCUGCUGCCCCAGCACAGCAUGGCCGAGUGCCCCAAGCGCACGCAGCCCUGCAAGUACUGCGGCAAGGAGUUCGUCUUCGACACCAUCCAGAACCACCAGUAUCACUGCCCCCGUUUCCCGGUGCAGUGCCCCAACCAGUGUGGCACGCCCAACAUCGCCCGCGAGGACCUGGCCAACCACGUGAAGGAAAGCUGUGGCAGUGCCCUCGUCCUCUGCCCCUUUAAGGACGCCGGCUGCAAGCACAGGUGUCCCAAGAUGGCGGUCGGGCGUCACCUGGAGGAGACCACCAAGUCGCACCUGACCAUGAUGUGCAGCCUGGUGGCGCGCCAGCGGCAGGAGCUGAUCGAGCUGCGGCGCGAGGUGGAAGAGCUCUCCGUCAGCCACGACGGCGUGCUCAUCUGGAAGCUGUGCGACUACUCGCGCAAGCUCCAGGAGGCCAAGCUGCGCAACAACCACGAGUUCUUCAGCCCGGCCUUCUACACGCACCGCUACGGCUACAAGCUCCAGGUGUCGGCCUUCCUCAACGGCAACGGCAGCGGCGAGGGCACGCACCUGUCCAUCUACAUCCGCGUGCUGCCCGGCGAGUACGACAACCUGCUGGAGUGGCCCUUCUCCUACAAGGUGACCUUCUCCAUCCUGGACCAGAGCGACCCGUCGCUCUCCAAGCCGCAGCACAUCACAGAGACCUUCAACCCCGACCCCAACUGGAAGAACUUCCAGAAGCCGAGCGCGGCGGCGGGGGGCGGAGGAGGAGGCGGCGGCAGCCGCGACUCCAUGGACGAGAGCAUGCUGGGCUUCGGCUACCCCAAGUUCAUCUCCCACGAAGAGAUCAAGAAGCGCAACUACAUCCGCGACAACGCCAUCUUCCUCAAAGCCUCCAUAGAGAUCCCACAGAAGAUCAUGACCUGAGCUGUUACGUGUUUAAAGAAAAAGAAGAACCGAGACGAUUUGUUGUCAUGUGAAGUCACAAAAGAGUCAUAUGGAUGAGACUGUUUGUUUUGUUUUCUUUGUGAUUUUUAUUUUUCCGUUGGUGAAGACUGGAGUAGAUGUGCUUAAACGCAUAUUCUGUUUUAUAGACAUUACCUUUUCCCAUUCAGAGGCACUCCUAAUGGACCCGGAGGUUGUCUGUGUUGGUUACGUCUGACCAGAUGGAGAAGCUGGUGAUUUUUUCUAAAAAAAAAAUGUAGGAGAUUCGCAGUGGUUGGUCUGCAGAACCAUCACUCUGAAACAUUUUUGUUUUAAAAUCGUUAUCCUUCCUUGGAUUGCUUUUUGACACUUUGUUUUUUCAAUCUGCAUCAAAGCCUUGGGGGAAAAAAUCAAUAGUGCCUAGAGAGAGUUGUUUUGGAAAUUCUGUGUUGUUUUUAUUGUCUCUGUGAUGCAGAUAUAAAUAUAGAACAAACAAACGAAAAAAACAAACAAACAAAAGGCGAAGUGUGGCAAGGAAAGCAGUACGGUCUUUGCACUUAAACGGAAUGUUUGUUUAACGCAUCUCAUCGAAGCUUGGAGGUCGGACUGAGACGGUCCUGAAGCUUGUGAAGAAAAAGGCUCGAAGAUGUUAGGAAUUCAACAGGGACACUCGAAACACACUUGCCUUUUUUAUUUACACACUCCUCUCUCACCCUUGUGCUCAGUGCCGCAGUUCACGACCUUGUGUUUUCUUUUCCCCCUGUUCGAACAUUUUAAGUGAACUAACAGCAACUGUGAGGUAAACAACUUUUUCUUUGUCUAUCCGUGUCCCAUCACUCUAGUAAGAUGAUACUGGAUGGAAAGUUCUAGAAAGCCAAACUAACUCCACCCUGUUGUCUUUGUCUAACGACAGAUUGAACUCCUCGUAGACUUUAGAACCAUUUAACUACUAUUCUUUUUCGAGCCACCAUUGCAUUUUGAAAUCUGUAGCACUUGAUCAGGAUCCAGGCACACAGCUGCUUAUAGUUUUGAUUAGACACACCACCAGUUGAUUCCAUGUUUGAGGCAGUAGGAGUUACAGUUGAAAGCUGUUCAUGUGGGCCUUAGUUGAAAAGAAGAAAAGAAGCCUCCACUGGCUGAUUGGAAGGUUCCUGGACCACGAAGGUGCUAAAUAUAGUCAAUGUGGGGAAAUCGGAAUUCACACACAACACACACACACACACACACACACACACACACACACAUACACACACAGAGACACACACACACACACACACACACACACACACACAAUCAUACUCAUUGUCCUGUGUAAAGCAGGACCUACACACGUGAAUGAGUGCGGAGAUAAAACGCAGCCAUGGAGAGUUUGUUUACAUAUCGGGAGAGUUCCAUAGUGUCACUCUUGGCCUGUGUUUGACUAGCCAACCCAUGUCGUCCUUGACUGUCGACCAUAAACGUUUCAUACUGUUACGUGCACUUGGAACUCUUAAAACCUCCUUCCAACAGUUGGAAGCAGUGGUGGUGUUGAUGAGGGCUUCUUUUCUUUCUUUCUUCCUAUCUUUUAUUUCUUUCUUUCAUUUUUUUCUUUGUCUCCGGAGUGGACAACCUGUCAACCAAUGGAACCAAAUUGUUUUGUUUUUUCACAUGUAAAACUGUGAGCAGUGAAUUUGAGCUUUAUUUCAAGUUCAACGUGUUUGUCGAUUCUGUUUUGUUUUUGUUUGUGUGUUCUCUUUAAUCUGGCUGGUGCUUGCUGGCACUCUGAAAAGGUGGCCCUCCACUCCAUGGGAUUGGUGGGACUUGACACAGUGAGGUGCUGGUAACCAUGGUCACCACUAAAGCAGAGGACUCUUAGGAAAAGGAGUGGGGGGGUGGGGUUGAGGCCUGAUGAAAGAUGAUUGUCUGUGUCACCCAAUCAGAUUGCAGAUGGACUGGUGGCAGAGUUUUGUUUAUAAAUGUUAUAAAUAAAUAUAUAAUAUAUGUGAAUACUAACAGUUUUGGGGCAAGGGGAGGGGUGGUGUUUUAGAGGAGGAGAGAGAAAGCAGAAGCACAUGAGGUGUUUUUCUUUUUUUACUUGACAAGGAAAAGUCUGGGGAUUUGAUCAUGCAAUGAUACCAGCCAAUAUUUUACAACAAUUUUAUGACAAACUGAGAUUUCAUUUUAUGUUUUUUUUUCUUUUGUCUUUCUUUUUGUAAGAUACUGUAUUUUGCAAACGUUUUAUACAACAUGUCUUCGAAGUGUGGAGUUCUGAAGAAGGUGGACGGGAGGUUGUGGUGCUUAGGAACUUCAACAGCCUCCCGUACGAGUUGUCAUCUCUCAUUGCUGAUGAUUGGGCUUGAUUUUCAUGUCCCUCCCCCCCUUUACUUUAUUUGGUCUGCUUUCUUGGAUUUCAAAUACUCAGAUGUUUCUGUCUGCAUUAUUUCCUCUUAAAAAGUAUUUAUUUUAAGGAGCCAUCGCCUAAGCUUGAUUUGAAGCGAUUGGCCCUCAGAAGAAAAGAGCAGAAAAAAAGAAAAAAGUGUUUUUAAAAAAUGUCAACUCAUGGUUGCUUGUAAAAUUACCCUUAAAAUAAUAAAAUACCGUCAAUAUAA
Sardina pilchardus (European sardine) is the source of this 4444-nucleotide messenger RNA. It is a transcript of the gene traf4a, whose product is annotated as tnf receptor-associated factor 4a. NCBI's taxonomy places the organism in Eukaryota, Metazoa, Chordata, Actinopteri, Clupeiformes, Clupeidae. The record is from RefSeq and is a predicted model, not a curated record. The coding region runs from base 417 to 1859 and encodes 480 amino acids. Gene Ontology annotation, molecular function: zinc ion binding; protein binding. Gene Ontology annotation, biological process: activation of NF-kappaB-inducing kinase activity; signal transduction; positive regulation of JNK cascade. The transcript has 7 exons.